Messenger RNA from Hibiscus syriacus, 2823 nucleotides. Its product is annotated as V-type proton ATPase subunit a1-like. Gene Ontology annotation, molecular function: ATPase binding; proton-transporting ATPase activity, rotational mechanism. Lineage: Eukaryota; Viridiplantae; Streptophyta; Magnoliopsida; Malvales; Malvaceae. The record is from RefSeq and is a predicted model, not a curated record. Bases 162 to 2624 code for a protein of 820 amino acids. Gene Ontology annotation, biological process: vacuolar acidification; proton transmembrane transport. Gene Ontology annotation, cellular component: vacuolar proton-transporting V-type ATPase complex; vacuolar proton-transporting V-type ATPase, V0 domain. The transcript is spliced from 18 exons.
UGAAAAAGAGGAAGCGAAUUUAUUCUGAAAUUUCCAAUUUUCGAUCAGCUGCGACGGGGAGACCAAGCGAAGGCAAACGUUCUUAGUCUCAGAUCCAAACUUCAUUUUUUUUCUGUUUGAUUCUCGAGAGAGAGAGAGAGAGAGAGACAAAGAGAGAGAAAAUGGAAAGAACAGAGAAGUUCUUAGAUAACUUGCCGUCGAUGGAUCUGAUGCGGUCGGAGAAAAUGACGCUUGUUCAACUAAUUAUUCCCGUCGAGUCAGCUCACCGAGCCAUUUCUUAUCUCGGGGAAAUCGGUCUCCUCCAGUUCCGUGAUCUAAACUCUGAGAAAAGUCCUUUCCAACGAACCUUUGUUAAUCAGGUGAAGCGUUGUGGAGAAAUGUCAAGAAAGCUACGCUUUUUCAAAGAUCAAAUUAGUAAAGCUGGUCUACUAUCUUCAGUACACCCUGUUGUGGAGCCAGAUCUAGAAUUGGAAGAAUUAGAGAUACAACUUGCCGAACAUGAGCAUGAACUAAUUGAAAUGAACGCCAACAGUGAAAAACUUCAACAAACAUACAAUGAGCUCCUUGAGUUCAAGUUGGUUUUGCAAAAGGCAUGUGGUUUUCUUUUGCCAAGUAGUGACCAUGAAGGUACUGCGGAAAGGGAAUUAAGUGAGAAUGUAUUCUCUAAUAAUGAUUAUGUUGAGACAUCAUCAUUACUUGAGCAGGAAAUGAGGCCUGCAGACCAAUCUGGUUUAAGAUUCGUAAGUGGAAUUAUUUGCAAGUCCAAGGCUCUUAGAUUUGAGAGGAUGUUAUUUCGUGCUACUAGAGGCAAUAUGCUUUUUAAUCAGGCACCGGCCAGUGAAGAAAUUAUGGAUCCUCUAACUGGUGAAAUGGUUGAGAAAACAGUAUUUGUAGUUCAUUUUUCUGGGGAACAGGCAAGGACAAAGAUUUUGAAAAUUUGUGAAGCAUUUGCUGCUAAUUGCUACCCUGUUCCUGAUGACAUUACUAAACAAAGGCAAAUAACUAGAGAAGUCUCGUCACAUCUUUCUGACUUGGAGACCACAUUGGAUACUGGUAUUCGCCAUCGAAAUAAAGCUCUGACUUCAAUUGGUUACCAUCUAACACAAUGGAUGGGCAUGGUACGAAGGGAGAAAGCUGUAUAUGAUACAUUGAAUAUGUUGAACUUUGAUGUUACUAAAAAAUGUCUUGUUGGGGAGGGAUGGUGCCCUAUAUUUGCAAAAGCUCAGAUUCAAGAAGCACUGCAACGGGCAACAUUUGAUAGCAAUUCGCAACUAGGUAUAAUUUUUCAUGUGAUGGAUGCUGUGGAAUCACCUCCUACAUAUUUCAGAACAAACCAUUUCACAAAUGCUUAUCAGGAAAUUGUCGAUGCAUAUGGUGUUGCUAGAUAUCAGGAGGCAAAUCCUGCAGUUUACACUGUGGUUACUUUUCCAUUUCUUUUCGCGGUGAUGUUUGGUGAUUGGGGUCAUGGAAUAUGCUUGUUAUUGGGAGCAUUGGUCCUCAUCACUCGAGAAAGCAGGCUCAGCACUCAGAAGCUUGGAAGCUUUAUGGAAAUGCUGUUUGGAGGACGCUAUGUACUCCUUUUAAUGUCACUUUUUUCAAUUUAUUGUGGGUUAAUUUACAACGAAUUCUUCUCUGUUCCCUUUCACAUAUUUGGUGGUUCUGCUUACAAAUGCCGAGAUGCUACUUGCAGUGAUGCUCAGACUGCUGGUUUAGUUAAAUUUCGUGAUCCAUACCCAUUUGGUGUGGAUCCAAGUUGGCGUGGAAGUCGUUCAGAGUUGCCUUUUCUCAACUCUCUUAAAAUGAAGAUGUCAAUUUUGCUUGGUGUGGCCCAGAUGAACUUAGGAAUUAUAUUAAGUUAUUUCAAUGCACGUUUUUUCCGCAACUCCUUGGAUAUUAGGUAUCAGUUUGUGCCACAGAUGAUAUUUCUCAACUCCCUUUUUGGGUAUCUUUCAUUGCUCAUUAUAAUUAAGUGGUGCACUGGUUCUCAAGCGGACCUUUACCAUGUGAUGAUCUAUAUGUUUUUGAGUCCCACCGAUGAUCUUGGUGAUAAUGAGUUGUUUUGGGGCCAAAGAGCACUUCAGAUUGUAUUGCUUCUUCUGGCAUUAGUUGCGGUCCCAUGGAUGCUCUUUCCUAAACCUUUUAUUUUGAAGAAGCUUAAUUCUGAGAGAUUUCAAGGUCGCACCUAUGGCUUGCUUGGUACAUCCGAGUUUGAUCUUGAUGUGGAACCUGAUUCUGCACGUCAACAUCAUGAGGAGUUCAACUUUAGUGAGGUUUUUGUGCACCAAAUGAUACACUCCAUCGAGUUUGUUCUGGGUGCUGUCUCUAACACGGCAUCGUAUCUUCGACUUUGGGCUUUGAGUUUGGCGCACUCUGAAUUAUCAACUGUUUUCUACGAGAAAGUCCUACUACUUGCAUGGGGGUACGACAGCUUCAUCAUUCGAUUAGUUGGGCUUGCGGUGUUUGCUUUCGCAACUGCUUUCAUACUGCUCAUGAUGGAGACCCUCAGUGCUUUCCUUCACGCCCUGCGUCUUCACUGGGUGGAAUUUCAGAACAAAUUCUACCACGGUGAUGGGUACAAGUUCAAACCUCUCUCAUUUGCUUUGAUAACAGACGACGAUGAUUAGUUAAUUAAAACCAUAAUCCUUGCAUAUUGAUUUUUCGGAUAUUAAGUAUGCAAGUGAAGAAAAGAUGAAUAGAAGCCACAAGAAAAUGGAUAAAUUGGUCGACUGGCUAGGGUUUGCUCUUCUCAUCCCAGCUUUUUUGUGUUUUACACAAAUUAUACAAUUGGAAUUCGAAAUCCCAGCACCUGUGUUUCCUUUUUAU